AUGGUUGACUUCUCAGACACCGAUUCGGGCAUAUCAUAUGAGAGCACUGAAGAUGAAAUAGAAAUCAACACUCCAACGUAUUCGCUAUCCAUAAUGGAUCCAAUUGAGGCUGCUAUGAAACCAGAAAAUAUGCUAGAACAGUUU
Messenger RNA from Paraglomus occultum, 144 nucleotides. The record is from the annotation of a GenBank genome assembly. Lineage: Eukaryota; Fungi; Glomeromycota; Glomeromycetes; Paraglomerales; Paraglomeraceae.